UCUUAACCGUGCAUAACAGCAAAGAAUAAAACCAGUACGUUCGCCGUUACAUAACGUCUACUAUGCUCCGACUUCAAUUGGUCGGUCACGUGAUUGGCAGGAGAUUAUGUGACCGUUAAAACGAGAGAGAGAAGAACGAAGCCUCUGUUCUCCCUCCAAAAAAUGAGAAACAAUUACAGCUACCUGUUAAAACUUCAUCUGAAAAACAUUCAAAAAUCAACGAAAAAACAAGCCUUUAGUUUCUCCACAUUAGCCUUAGCUCUUCUUCUACCAAAAGACCCAUAUUUUUUCCCGACAAAUCCCCAGCUCAAAAGGCGCCAAUUCGCUGACCUCCUUCAAAAACUACCUUCCCAAGCCAACCACACUGCACAUUACAAAAGAAUCCAGGCCCAAAUUAUUGUGUCUGGGUUUGAAUCUGACACUUUUCUUACAAACAUUCUCUUAAAUCUUUACUCGAGAUGUGAUAAUUUACGUGACGCGAGUAAACUGUUCGAUGAAAUGCCUGAAAAAAACUUGGUUUCUUGGUCCACAAUGGUUUCUAUGUAUACCCGACAUGGGUAUAGUGAAGCGUUGAUUUUGUUUUUGGGUUUUCGAAGAAGUUGUAAUAAGAGUCCAAAUGAGUAUAUUUUGGCUAGUGUUAUUCGAGCUUGUAUGCAGUUGGGGGAUGGAGGUGAAAUGGGAGUUCAGAUUCAUGAUUUUGUUUUCAAGAGUGGGUUUGAUCAAGAUGUUUUUGUGGGGACUUCAUUGGUUGAUUUUUACAUGAAAAGUGGGUGUAUAGAUGAAGCGAGGUUGGUUUUUGAUGGUUUAAAGGGGAAAAAUGCGGUGACUUGGACGACCAUGAUUGCAGGGUAUGUGAAGAGUGGGAAGGGUGUGGUGGCACUGCAGUUGUUUAGACAAAGGAGAGAAACUGAUGUUGUGCCGGAUUGUUACGUGCUGUCUAGUAUUUUGAGUGCAUGUUCAGUGCUUGACUUUGUUCAAGGAGGAAAGCAGGUUCAUUGCCAUGUUUUGAGGAGGGGGGAAGAAAUGGAUGUUUCUGUCAUUAAUGUGCUAAUAGAUUUUUAUUGUAAGUGUGGUAAGGUAAAAGCUGCACGCAGGCUUUUUGAUGAAAUGGUGGCUAGAAACGUUAUUUCUUGGACUACAAUGAUUGCUGGCUACAUGCAAAAUUCAUUUGACAUGGAAGCUGUGAAUCUGUUUUCUGAGAUGACCAGAUUGGGUUGGAAGCCAGAUGGCUAUGCUUGCACUAGUGUUCUCACAUCAUGUGGUUCACUCGAGGCUCUGGAUCAGGGGAGACAAGUGCACGCUUACGCCAUCAAGGCCAAUCUUGAGUCUGAUGAUUUUGUGACAAAUGGUUUGAUUGAUAUGUAUGCAAAAUCCUGUUCAUUGAUUGAUGCAAGAAGAGUUUUUGACAUUAUGGGUGAUCAGAAUGUGGUCUCAUAUAAUGCGAUGAUUGAAGGAUACUCAAGUCAGGAGAAGCUAUCUGAAGCAUUGGACCUUUUCCGCAACAUGAGAUUCAGGUCACUCCCACCAAGCCUUUUAACUUUUGUUAGCCUUCUUGGUGCAUCGGCUGCAUUAUUUACCAUAGAACUGAGCCAGCAGAUUCAUUCGCUUAUCAUCAAAUUCGGGGUAUCUCUGGACUUAUUUGUUGGAAGUUCUCUGAUAGAUGUUUAUUCAAAAUGUUCAUAUGUUAAAGAUGCAAGACUUAUAUUUGAGGAGAUGAACAAGAAAGAUAUUGUUGUUUGGAAUGCAUUGUUUUUUGGCUAUGCACAACAGUUGGAAAAUGAAGAGGCCCUGAAACUCUUCUCACAAUUACAACUAUCAAAACAAAAACCUAAUGAAUUCACUUUUGCUGCCUUAAUGACUGCUUCGAGUAAUCUAGUAAGUCUCCAACAUGGUCAACAGUUCCACACUCAGUUGAUAAAACAUGGUUUGGACUCUGAUCCCUUUCUUACAAAUGCCAUCAUUGAUAUGUAUGCUAAAUGCGGAAGCUUUGAAGAUGCUCAUAAAACAUUUAAUACCACUAUUUGGAGGGACGUGGUGUGUUGGAAUUCCAUGAUCUCAACAUAUGCGCAUCAUGGAGAAGCUGAAGGCGCUCUUCAGAUAUUUGAAAGAAUGCUGAAAGAAGGAAUGAAACCCAAUUAUGUGACAUUUGUUGGUCUGCUCUCAGCCUGUGUGCAUGCAGGGUUUGUAGAGCUUGGGCUCUAUCACUUUGAGUCAAUGCCUACAUUUGGGGUUGAACCUGGGAUAGAACAUUAUGCUUGUGUGGUAUCUCUGUUGGGCCAUGCUGGUAAAUUAUAUGAAGCAAAGGCCUUAAUUGAGACAAUACCAAUAAAACCAGCUGCAGUGUUAUGGAGGACCUUACUUAGUGCAUGUAGGAUUGCUGGCAAUGUUGAAUUAGGGAAAUAUGCAGCAGAAAGGGCAAUUUCAAUUGAUCCAAUGGAUAGUGGUUCAUAUACUUUACUUUCAAAUAUUUUUGCAUCUAAAGGAAUGUGGGCAGAUGUUAAGAGGGUGAGGGAGAGAAUGGACUUAGAAGGUGUCCUUAAAGAACCUGGGUGUAGUUGGAUUGAAGUUAAUAAUGGAACUAAUGUCUUUAUUGCAAGGGAUAGAACUCAUAAUGAGUCCAAUUUCAUAUAUUUAGUUUUGGACAAUUUGAUUAUGCAUAUUAAGGGUGCUGGAUAUGUGCCUGACAUUGCCACACUCCUGAUAAAUGAUUGAGAUCCUCAAAGUUCUUUGUUAUGCGGCUCAUCCUAAAUAUCAAGCUUAAAGGGAUAUCCAUAUUAAGUGUGCUGGAUAUGUGCCUCAUACUGCCAAACUCCUCCUGAUACAGAAUUCAGAUGACGUGGCGCCAACAGUGUAGCUGACAAACUUUGAAGCUCGUUGUUGUGCAACUCAUGCUAAAUACAGAGCUUAAAGGGACAUUAAGCAGACGACCGGGCUUUAGCAUCGUCUGGUCAUUCAGACUUGAUCAUAUUAGGAAGCUUAAUACUAGUAUUCAGUUUUUAGAUGCUCGGUUACAUUGUAAAUAUUUUUUUAAUAGAAGAAGUCACGGUUUGGAGAUAAAGAAAGGAAUUGCAAGUGUUGAUAUUCAAAUUUCAAAUUUGCUAAAUGUCAUCUUUUAAAGAUUAUAUUAUAAAUAUUAAUUGUAGAUUUUUAGUAAUAGUUAAUC
Molecule: messenger RNA, 3163 nt
Organism: Durio zibethinus
Lineage: Eukaryota; Viridiplantae; Streptophyta; Magnoliopsida; Malvales; Malvaceae
Product: Tetratricopeptide repeat (TPR)-like superfamily protein
Biological process (GO): RNA modification
Molecular function (GO): RNA binding; protein binding
Source: RefSeq, a predicted model, not a curated record